GCUGUAGGCUGAGAGAGGCUGGGUCUUCCCAAAGGAUAUCAGGUGCAGUAUGAGCUGCAGAUACCUGCUCAGCUGGAUAAGCCUUUCAUCAUGGAAAGAAGGCUCCUAAAGAAGGAAAUGAAAAAGCUCCUGGGAGAUUAUAUUGGCAUCAGACUUCGGGAAAAUGAAUUUGACCCAAAAGGAAGAAGGCAGCUCACCUUUCUAGAUGAUAUGGCACACUAUGACUUGGCCAUCAGUGUCGCUUUGCAAUGGCUGAAUCACUCAGAAGACCUCACUUGGCUGGAGUGGGAGAAAGUGAAAAGGCCAUUUCAUGCCAGACCCAUAUAUCCAAACCAUAGAGAAAGGGAAGCAAUGAUCUUAUCAUCUUAUGCUGGAAUAUUAAUGAACAGCCUCCCAAUUGAGGAUGUCUUUAAUAUUUAUGGGGCUGCUUCUUCUGCCAAUCCUCGUGCUAACAAGGUUCCCCAUGCUCCACCUUUCCGCCUCUCCUUGCAUCCUUUUGCCAUGUUAACAGCACCCAAAGCAGCAGAAUAUGCCCGCAAACAGGGUGUCAAGUUAAGAAGAGGAGCAACGAAUAAAAAUGCCACCAGCAGCUCUGCAAGGGAAGGAAAUUCCACAGAACAGAAAUCAUCAAAAAAAUUUAUCUUUGGACACACAGCCCAAGAACAGAGCACUGCAUUUCUUCAUAAAGUAAGAGAAAAGAAGAAACUACUUUUUCAAAAUCCAGGUCACUUAGAAACUUGGAAUUGCACCCUGGGGCUUCAUAAUAAAGUCUCUGGGAGAGGAAAAGAAACAUCAUCUUAAAACUGCAACUCCUGCCAGUACAUUUUUCUUCACAGUUAGCUUUUGAUGCAAACUGCACUGAAGUAUUAUCUUUGGAUGUUGAACUUUCUUCUCUUAGAAUCACAUUGUAUGGCUACAUUUGGGUUAAAAAAAUGUGUGUACCUUACGCUACUUCAUUGUGAGUGGAAGAUGAUUGUGUGGAGAAUUCUAAGAAUACUGAGAAUUUCUAUGUCGGAGCAGACUGACUUUGCAGCACAUUUUAUUUCGCACUGUAUUGCAGAGUGGUGAAGUAGAAGGCAGUUUUCCAAAGUUUCAUUCCAAAAUGAAAUUAAUCUGUCAUUGACUGCCUUUGUUAUGUUCUCAUAUGUAAACAUUUAAAGACG
This is a messenger RNA of Hipposideros armiger (great roundleaf bat), 1163 nucleotides long. It is a transcript of the gene CUNH2orf80, whose product is annotated as chromosome unknown C2orf80 homolog. The transcript has 9 exons. Bases 91 to 801 code for a protein of 236 amino acids. The record is from RefSeq and is a predicted model, not a curated record. NCBI's taxonomy places the organism in Eukaryota, Metazoa, Chordata, Mammalia, Chiroptera, Hipposideridae.